Molecule: messenger RNA, 831 nt
Organism: Verticillium alfalfae VaMs.102
Lineage: Eukaryota; Fungi; Ascomycota; Sordariomycetes; Glomerellales; Plectosphaerellaceae
Product: dihydroorotate oxidase
Exons: 2
Coding region: 1-831 (276 amino acids)
Biological process (GO): 'de novo' pyrimidine nucleobase biosynthetic process
Cellular component (GO): cytoplasm
Molecular function (GO): dihydroorotate dehydrogenase activity
Source: RefSeq, a predicted model, not a curated record
AUGUCUGCAAUGGAAGGCGACCCUCCCCCCGAGCUCACCAUCACCCCGCCUCUGCUCAAUUCGGCGAACCCAUGGGCCACCACGCUCGAAGAUCUGCAGGCCAUCUUUGACAGCCCGCACACGGGCGCCAUCACGACGCGCACAACGCUCCUCGACGGCUUCGAGCACGACGACGCCGUUCACCAGUAUGCCUUCUUCUCGCCAACAACCUUGCUCGCCAGCUCCUCUGCGCGCCAGAGGGCCAAGGGCGAAUCGGCCCCGGCCAUCAACCCGCAAGAAGACGCCGCGACUGUCAACAAUCUGGGCUACUCGCCCUACCCACUCUCCAAGUACCUUGCCUUCCUCAAAAAGAUCCACAAGACGGUCGACAAGAAAUCACCACAGCACCUCAAGCCCAUCAUUGUCUCCGUGACGGGGACCCCGCAGGAGAUCCGGCGGUGCUAUGACCGCCUCGACACGUUCCAGGACGAAGUGCCCAACCUCACCAUCGCCAUGGAGAUCAACCUCUCGUGCCCCAACAUCGCCGACGCCCCGCCCCCGGCCUACACGGCCGCCGGCCUCAAGGCCUACCUCGACGUCCUGCCGGCGGCCCCGGAGCUCCCCGUCGGCAUCAAGACGCCGCCCUACACCUACGCCACCCAGUUUGCUGACCUUCUCGACGUCCUGCGCAAGAGCUGCAUCGUCGUCACCCGCUCCCUCCCUCAUGAAGACCCCCUGCCGCCUGGAGCUUUCAUCACCACCUGCAACACCCUCGGGCGCCUUCUGGGCCCGAGGACCAAGCACAUCAGCGUCAUUGGGCGUCGGCGGCGGUUGGCGAUGCCGAAGGCCUAA